Molecule: messenger RNA, 3158 nt
Organism: Symsagittifera roscoffensis
Lineage: Eukaryota; Metazoa; Xenacoelomorpha; Acoela; Convolutidae
Product: methionine adenosyltransferase 2 subunit beta-like
Exons: 1
Coding region: 3-890 (295 amino acids)
Biological process (GO): S-adenosylmethionine biosynthetic process
Cellular component (GO): methionine adenosyltransferase complex
Molecular function (GO): methionine adenosyltransferase regulator activity
Source: RefSeq, a predicted model, not a curated record
GUAUGAAAGUUUUACUGACGGGUGCAUCUGGUCUCCUUGGACGCGCUGUGAUGGCCAAAUUUAUAAAAAAUAACUUUGAGAUAAUUGGAAUGGCUUUUUCACGGGCCUCAUCUCCAUUGCAUAAAGUAAAUCUGCUAGAAAAUGAGGCUGUGAUAAAAUUUGUCAUGACUCACAAGCCAGAUAUAAUAAUCCAUUCGGCAGCUGAACGCAGACCUGAAGAGGUUCAAAAAAAUCCAGAAAAGUCAAAGCAAUUAAACGUUAACAGCACUGAUAACAUCGCUUCUAUCUGUGCAGCGAGCAAUAUUUCUUUGAUCUAUAUCAGCACUGAUUAUGUUUUUGACGGGACCAAUGCACCCUACGAAGUAAAUUCUAAACCCAACCCCAUCAAUACGUACGGAGAACUGAAGUUAGCGGGAGAAGAAUGUGUCAAGGCAAAAGAAGGAUUAAAGUGGUGUAUACUAAGAGUUCCUGUGCUUUUCGGAAGGACCGAAGAUUUGGAUGAAAGCGCUGUUACCAUACUUAUGAAGGCGUUGAAACUAUCUUUUUUGGAGAAGCAAAUGUGCAAAAUGAAUCAUAUAGAGAAAAGAUAUCCCACUUUUUGCGAUGACGUUGCAAUGUUUCUCCUAGAAAUUAGCAAUUAUCUAGCUGAGAAACCAGAAGGAUUAGGAGUUUUGCAUUUUUCAGGAAAUGAGUGCAUGACAAAAUUUGAAAUGGUCCAAAGAAUGGCUCGUUUGAAACAAAUCUCACUGGAUUAUAUUGAACCCGAAACAGUUGUAAGUACCGCAGUAAAGAGGCCUUAUGACUGUCAUCUCUCCAUGGAAAAGAAUGAAUUAAAACUGAGUAUUCAGCAAACUCCUUUCGAUGAUGCGAUGUCACUCCUUUUGGGAUAAUAAUUGAAAUUGUAUAUAAUUUUCAUCCGGAAAGGAUGUGAGCACUUAGACAUCCAUUAAAAAGUAUUAGUUAAUCGAACGAUUUCCUGUUUUCAUUUUCGAAUAAUCACUAACUGUCGUUUCCAAAGUAUGUAUUUUUUGUAUAUGGGGUUUGUGUUCACUCGCCAAACAUCUGAGGAGCGUGAAUGCGUUAACCCUAUAGCUUUUUCCGUUUUACGGAAGGGCAAACCUUAGAAAAAAAACAAAUUCUUUUAAUUGGUUUUUGACAAAGCUCAAAUAGCCUAAAAAAUAAAGAUCGAAAAUUUUUAAACUAUGUCGAAAAGCUGUUAGGGUACUCUGUGGUUGAAAAAAAAACCUGGACACGAAAUCUGUCUCCUGAAAUCCGUGUCUAUGAGAUAUGACAAUUUUUGUAAGACUUUUCCACAAAAUCUCAAAAAACGUAGGUUUUAAAGAAUUCACAAAAUUGAAAUUCUCAAACCUGUAGUAGGCGGACGACCGCGUAUUUUCAGGGGUUGCAACUGUGGCCUCAAAGUAUGACUGCUCAUUUACCUAAGUUUCCGAGAUACGACGUUCUCGCUUGUUUUAAAUAAAUUUUUCAAAUAACCUGAUUUUAAAAAACACUUCACAAAUUUUGUUUUUAAAUAAAUAAGUCUUAAUUGAAAUCGAAAUCAGUAAAGAACAACUGAUUAACCAUACAUUUACAAAUUGUAGUUUCUCAAGAACCUGUCAGGGAAACGCCGCAUAUAUUUUCAUCGCAAAAUCAAUCACAAUCCGAAGUUUCAUUCCGGUCAAAUGGUUUGCAGCAAUAUCAGUGAUCUGUAUGCCAAGUUACAGAACCGUACUAACAGCGCUUAUAUUCCGAGACUUCUCAGAGACAUGUCCCAAUAAACAUGAUUAGCAAAUACAUUUACAAAUUGUAGUUUCUCAAGAACCUGUCAAGGAAAUGCCGCAUGUAUUUUUCUUUCAUCAGAUAAUUGCCGACUCAAUUUUGCUUCGGUAUACUCUGAUCGAGAUGGAAUCAUAUUUGAUAGAAUAUGGUUGUCAUAUCUCGAUAUAAAUUGGUAAAAUUUUUCGUCCUCUUUCCUUACUAAGUCGUUGAUUGAGACAAACCCUUGAAUAACCGCCUGCAUCAACAGCCCUCCUCUGGACUCUCGGUCCAUCUUGUCGAGCAAAUAAUGGGGUGCGCCCCCCAUACUUGAAUACCAUACAAUAGGAUGGGCAUAACAAGCUGAUUGUAGAGAAUAUUGAGUUCAGUUUUGGUGUAUCCAAGACUUUUUAGUUUAAUCAGCAGAAACAGCUGUGAUGAGGCUUUUUUGGUUGCCUUUGUUAUGUGAGGUUCAAAAGAGUUUAUCGGUGAACGUGAUGCCUAGAAUUUUAACUUUGUCGGUGAUCUCAAUGUCAUGAACUGGUUGAAUAGUAACUGAGUGAGAUAUUUUGAUCUGAACUUCUUUGGAUUUCUCGUUGUUCAAGAUAAGAUUAUUGGAUUCACACCAUUCCAUGAUGUGACCGGUGGCUUGAUUUGCCGAGUCAACUCGAUGUUUACCACCGAUGCAGGGUGUGUUGUCAUCCGCAAAGUUUGCAGAUGUCGCCACGGUUUGAGUAACUUGACAAUCGUCAUAUGAAAGAUUGAAACACGGGGGACCCAUCAGUCCCCUGCACUACACCACUAUUGGUACUGCUCGUUGAUGAUCUGUGUUUCCGGUGCAUCAAAAAAGAACGAAUCAAGUUUACAAUAUAGGGAAUUGACACUCGGGACAACUUCAGAUAAUUGUGAGAUUAUGAGAUGGUGUGGCACUCUGUCAAAGCUUUGCUAAGAUCCAACGAAAAGAUUCGGAUAUAAUCGCAUCCCUGUUUCUCGAGAGACUUGCAGUCGUCCAUUAAUUUAAUGAGCGCACAACUAGUCGAAGAUUUGUUUCUGAAACCAAAUUGGUUCUUAUUGAGCCACAAAUACGAGUCUUUCAAAAAUCCGAGGAAGUCUCGGGGAAACAGAUAUGGGCCGAAGCAUGUUGCAUUGAUUGAUAACUUUCGACUUCGGAAUGGGUACUACUUUAGAUAGCUUGAACACAUCAGGAAAUAUUUGAUAUCGAAUACAAAGGUUAGAGAUAAUGUAACGGUUAAGCCAGAUUGUGUAAAAUUUUGCAUCUCGCAAUCAUGUGGCGCUAUCAUGACGUGGAAUUACAAUUUUGGUCUCCAAUUAUUUUUGUUCUAAGUUUUUUGUUUUCAAGAUACUUUUCAUUUAUGCUCACUUGAUAUUCCUUUAUAGAAAGU